ACUCCCUCCACAGCAGCAACACGCACAUGCUCACUGUUAGACUGUGUGUAGAAACACAAGUUGCAGCUAAGAUGCUGCUUCCCGUCCUGUGUCUGUUCCUUGGCUGCCUGACUCCGUCUCAAGGAGGGCAUCUCAACAUCACCUGCAAGCCUUGUGUGUGUAGUGUGGCAUCCAAUGGAAAACUUAUCGCCAAUUGUUCGGACAAACAUCUAUCUUCCAUCCCCGAAACGAUUCCAAAUUCAGUAUCAUACAUGUGUUUGUCUCAUAACAGAAUUAAUCCUCUGUCAGGUCGUUCGUUUCAACGGUUCACCAUAUUGGAACAUCUUGACCUAUCCUUCAAUCAACUAAGUCGUUUACAAGUGGACACUUUUAUCGGAGCUACAAACCUGAUACAACUGAGUCUCCAUGGAAACAAUCUUCCGCUAAACGAGACAGCAUAUCCAGAGGGGAUAUUCAGACAGCAGAAAAGAUUGCGUACCCUGAACAUUGAACAGAACAGCAAGGUCCCAGAUUCAGUGUACCCAGAUAAAGCUCUGGGCGAUCUUACUGCUCUUCGGACACUUGUCAUUGAUGGUGUACGUAAUGCCACUUUUGGGAAUGGAUUUUCGAAAUUGAAGAAUCUUACUAAGCUUACGGUAUCAGGGGAAAGGGGCUACUGUUCAAUUCAGAAUCUGCUGAAUACAUCUUUCCUUCACAUUCCAUCUGUCAGGUACCUGGACAUCAGCAAAUGUGGAAUCGACUCUAUUGAAGCAAGUGCAUUUUGGCCACUGAGGCAUAUUGAUACUCUAGACAUCUCCAACAAUCAGUAUCUAGGAUUUGAUAGCCUUGGUGAAGCUCUAUAUGGGCUUCGGUUUUCAUCUCUAAGAGUAUUAAAGAUCAACAGGAUUGUGGCAACAUUUGCCAUAGGAGUUCACAUAAAGCAACACAAUUUCAGGUAUUUCACUGAUCUUAAUGUAAAGGAGAUCUAUAUGGAUUCAAACAGAGUGGAACUCAUAGAUGAAGAGUGCCUCAGUCAGACAAAAACAGUAGAACUGGUAUCCAUCAAACGCAAUAGAGUGACAUUUGGAUCCUAUCUCCUAAAUCUCAAUGUACUGACAAAUUUACGUAAAAUCUAUGUUGAAAACCAGUACGCAUCUAAUAUCCCUUUUGUUGAUUCUGGUACACCCCCAACUCCCUCCAAGAAUCCUAGGCUGCGUUCUGAGGCUCAACCAAUGGUUCAAUAUUCACGAAUAUGCACGCAUGCCUGUGAGGCAGAAUGUACCAAUAGCUCUUUGUACAGGAACUUUUAUAAUAGUUAUUACUAUAAUACAGGAUAUGAACAUUUUAUAGAUUUUGUUACAAUACAGUUGCCUCCAAAUUUAACAUAUGCAAAUAUCAGCAACAGCAAAUUGAACUAUGUCAUCCGUGAGCUUAAGUUUCAUAGAAACCAACUUAGAACAGUCGAUUUAUCCCACAAUGUCUUUACAAGGUGGAUAGGGCCAAUACAUGAAUCUCACACAGUUGAAUAUCUGGAUCUCUCUGACAAUUACUGUACACAUAUAGCUCCCACAUUUUUCAUGUUUGCUAGUGGCCUAAAAAUCUUAAAUAUAAGUAGAAAUUACCUCUCAGUGGCUCUUCAAGCGGACAGAAAUGGGCAGAUAUUGUUCAACCAAACAAACUUGGAAGUACUAAGAAUCUCAAAUAAUCUUAUUCGGGAACUGCCUUCAUCAAUAUUUAAGAGACUUACCAGACUCCAGGUUCUUGAUUUAAGUUGGAACAUGAUGACCUCUUGGACUGUUGAGAUUAGCCACAUGACGCACCUCCAUACCUUAGACAUAUCGGAAAACAGAUAUGAAGACAUACCAAUACAACUAACAGAUCAAAUUGACCAAAUACUGAUUCAUAGAAACGACAGUCUUCACCUAAGCAUCAAGGGCAAUAUCUUGAAAUGUGACUGUACGACACUGGACUCAUUAGAGUGGAUAACAAGGCCAUAUAUUUCCAUAAAAGAACCUGGCAGUACACAAUGCAGAUUAUCAGAUGGGGAAAUCAUUACAUUUCUAGAUAUAGAAGAAAUUAUAGUGAAGCUCCAGCUACGAUGUAAAAUUGUAAUUCCUCUGAUAUCCACAGCAGUGGUUGGAAUACUAUUUUCCAUGUUCGUAUUUGGAGCUGGUAUGGUAUACCGAUAUAGAUGGAAGCUGCGCUAUCUAUACUACUCCACCAGACGGAAGUACAGAGGCUACCAGAGACUGAGAGAAGGUGAAGACCAUUUUACUUAUGAUGCCUUUGUUUCCUAUGCUGAUGGAGACAGAGGGUUCGUUAUCGAAGACAUGCGAACUGUACUGGAGAGACACUAUGGCUUGAGGUUGUGCAUCCAUCACCGUGAUUUCAUGGUUGGGGAAGCCAUAACUGCCAACAUCAUCAAUGCUAUUCAGUCAAGCAGGAAGACCAUUGCUGUUUUGUCACCGGAUUUUGCAAAGAGCGCCUGGUGUGACUAUGAAGUCCACAUGGCUAAGCUGGAGAGCAUCCACACUGGAAGAGACGUCCUGUGUGUGUUGUGGUAUACUGACAUACCCGACACGAGAAUCCUCAGUAGAGAUAUCCGGGACCAGAUCAAUUAUGACACCUAUAUUAAGUAUCCAACAGUUGAAAAUGAUAAAAGGGAGUUUUGGGAGAAGAUCAAAGCUGCAGUUAGCUUCUGAGACGGUUGCAUAUGACUCUAGAACGUUCAGCAGAAUGGGUUUGGGCAUUGUACCUAUAUAUUAGGUGUGAUCAUCGAAGCGGGCAUCAGUUUCUCGGAUGUCAACAGUAGGCAUGUAAUCAGUUCCAUAGCAAUAGAGAUGCAAAUGUGCACCUCACGUGAAUUGUGAGUACAGGGUUACUCAGUUAACUUCUUCAUUGAUAUUUCCUGUGAACGGUGAUCAGAUAUGGGGUAGGCCUUGGGGUUUAAAGUGUACCUCGUACUAAACUAGCAAAGAGGAAGCAUGUAUUGCUACACACUACCUGUGUAUAACUUAAUAUGAAAUGGGAACGAGUUUUGCAUUAUAUGUAUUACCAUCGAUAAAUUUUAAUGAGUUGACAAAGUUACAUAAAAGUCUGUGUGUGCUCAUAAGGAGAGCAAAGUGCGUAUGAAUACAAAAUAUGCAAAUGUAAGCAUAUACAUCAUCACUUCCCGUAGGCAUGCCAUAACAUCCUUGGUUUGUGUCGUGACUGCGCACAGCUCGCCAAGGUGCUACUUCCGCACUGUCAGGCUCGCGUCAGGUUUCAUAGAGUGUGCUGACUUGUAAUAUCAUGAGUAAUCAGUCAGUGUAGACAGACAGACAGUUUAUUCAGUAAAAGGCUCUAGGCCAAUAAUGCAGACACUGUUUGAUUACAGGAACUAUGCAUGCCAGUAUAAUGAUUGAUUACGUUUCUCUGGACCUUAUACGAAUAUAUACAUGUGUUUUAUACAACGUCAAAGUUUUCGGAUGAAAUAUCUCGUUACAAAUGUUGCAGUUUGCGAUUUCAUAUAAUGUUUAAGAUACAUACAUCUUAGAGCUGAAAACAUCUCCCAUACAAGCAUUUCAUGAAAUUCAUCUUCAAUAAACGAUCUACCAUUUUCUGUAAAAUAUUUAAAUAAUCGUUCAGUUCAUGGGACAUUUGUGCAUCUCCCCAAAUGAACUGCAAGUUAAAACCAUCUACAUCUGAAACGAGUCAUAUGCAUUUCCGGAAGCACCACUUGAUAUACCACUUGAUAUACUACUUGAUGUCUCAAUGCACGCAUGAUGCUGGUUGAACAGCGGAUGCUCAAACAAUCAGUGACUUCCGAGUGUCAUGAAGGAAUGCGAUUGGCGGCAAGCUGACGCGUGUAAUUAUAUACGGAUCCUUCUGGAACAAAGCUAGCCAUUCCAUUGGCCAGUUAUCACUUGUACAAACCCAUAAAACUGUUUGUUGAUUUCCGAUAAGCCAUCGAUUCGAUCAAGCUCUUGUGGUAUUCAAUAAUGAAAAAAUGGAAUACAUGGUCGUUUAUUUGUGGUUUUCAAGGGUUUAUCCUUCCAGAUACAGAAGGCUGUCAGGAUAUCAAAAACUCCUCUUACAGAUUAUUCGAAUCACUGAAAGCGUCCGACAAGGCUGUGUGUUGAGUCUCUUUCAGACAAAGGUUAUUGCUGUUAGGUUAUGGGUCAACCAAUGUGCUAAUUAUAUACCUACACAGUCUCUUAAAUAAUAUAAAUGACUGUGAGUGAGUGAGUGAGUGAGUGAGAGAGUGAGAGAGUUGGGUUUAACGCCGCGUUUAACAGUAUUCCAGGUAUAU
Messenger RNA from Haliotis rufescens (red abalone), 4270 nucleotides. Its product is annotated as toll-like receptor 4. Bases 27 to 2681 code for a protein of 884 amino acids. NCBI's taxonomy places the organism in Eukaryota, Metazoa, Mollusca, Gastropoda, Lepetellida, Haliotidae. Gene Ontology annotation, cellular component: membrane. The record is from RefSeq and is a predicted model, not a curated record. Gene Ontology annotation, molecular function: protein binding; transmembrane signaling receptor activity. Gene Ontology annotation, biological process: toll-like receptor signaling pathway; immune response. The transcript is spliced from 2 exons.